AUGUCUGAGCCUCCUUAUGACCCUUAUAUCCCCGCUCCCUCCAAUGGAGCCCCCAGUAACGCCGGCGCGGGCGCUGCGCAGAAUGGCGAUCCCAGAACACGGGAAAUCGACAAAAAAAUCCAAGAGACGGUCGAUACGAUGCGAUCGAACAUCUUCAAGGUUUCCGAGCGUGGCGAACGUCUGGACUCCCUGCAAGACAAGACAGACAACCUGGCUGUAUCGGCCCAGGGUUUCCGCCGAGGCGCUAACCGUGUGAGGAAACAAAUGUGGUGGAAGGACAUGAAGAUGCGCGUAUGCCUAGUCAUCUGUGUCAUUCUUUUACUUGUAGUGAUUAUCGUCCCUGCCGGUAUGAUUCCCAUCCCAACCUCUCGCCGCACAAACAAGGCGACGAAUUAUGCUAACCAAUUUCUCCCAAUAGUUGUCACUAGCAAACACUAA
This is a messenger RNA of Aspergillus clavatus NRRL 1, 438 nucleotides long. Its product is annotated as SNAP receptor SNC2. The record is from RefSeq and is a predicted model, not a curated record. Bases 1 to 438 code for a protein of 145 amino acids. Lineage: Eukaryota; Fungi; Ascomycota; Eurotiomycetes; Eurotiales; Aspergillaceae. Gene Ontology annotation, molecular function: syntaxin binding; SNAP receptor activity. Gene Ontology annotation, cellular component: SNARE complex; plasma membrane. Gene Ontology annotation, biological process: vesicle-mediated transport; vesicle fusion. The transcript has 2 exons.